This is a messenger RNA of Adineta ricciae, 876 nucleotides long. The record is from the annotation of a GenBank genome assembly. NCBI's taxonomy places the organism in Eukaryota, Metazoa, Rotifera, Eurotatoria, Adinetida, Adinetidae.
AUGACUUUAAUCAGUCUAUUCAACUCGAAACUUUUUGCUUCGAUCAACUCGACGAAUGCGUGGUGUAAACUCGGAAAUUAUUUCUACUUUAUUCUACCUUGUCUCGCGUCGACUUAUCUCAUCUUCGCAUCAAUUGAUCGAUUUUGUGCAAGUUCAUCAUCUAAUAGACUGCAUAAGAUCAAUCAAUUAAAGAUUAGUUAUCUUCUCGCUUUUCUAAUCUUGUUCGUUUGGACUGGUUUUGCUUUACAUACUGUCAUUGAAUAUGAUUUUCGAUUGAAUUCAGUCAAUCGCAUUCAAUGUACUCCUCGCAUCUAUAAUGAACAAUUAUUCGUAAUCAUCGAUGGAUAUUUCUUUGCUUCAUUCAAUGGAAUUGUCAGCCCGUUGUUCUUAAUUCUUUUCGGUUUGCUCAUUGUUCGUAAUAUAAACCAAAUUCAUCGACGAACUCAUCCUCAAUCGUCAUCCGCAAUGCUAUCCGCCGGCAAUCGUCAGUCGAACGUUCGUUAUACUCAAGGAAACCAACAUUUGAUUCGCAUGCUUCUCUCCCAAAACUGUUUGACCGUCUUUUUAAAUAUUCCCUUUGUUACUCUUUAUCUGUAUGGGAUUUACAAUUCCAAACCACAGUAUUGGUUAUCUUUAUUACUUUAUAGAAUAUUCACAUACAUUGCACGAUGGUUCUGGUUUAUGAAUUUUAGCAAAUCAUUUUAUGUGAAUAUUCUAUGUAGUCAAACAUUCCGGAAUGUCUUGGUACGACGACUAUUGCAUGUGUUCUCCACUCAACAGAAUCGAAUGAGAAUAGAUCGAUCAAUUCCACGUCUUCAAGUUCAAAUUCAGACAAGUUAUAAUUCAGAUUAUGAUUUAGAACUAACACGUCGAUAG